UGUAACAUCUCUUUUCUUUCAGAUUUCCGUUAUCUGACUCUGGAUCCCACCACGGCACAUGGUUACCUCCGUCUGUGUGAGGAGGACAGAGCGGUGAGACGCAGUAAGAAAGAGAAGUCGUACCCUCGUCACCCAGAGAGGUUUAACUCCUUCGCUCAGGUGCUGAGUAAGGAGAGUGUGUGUGGACGCAGCUACUGGGAGGUGGAGAGGAGCAGUGACGGAUGUGUGUACAUCUCAGUCUCGUAUAAAGGGAUCAGUAAAAUAGAGCCACCCAGACGGACUGCGUUCGGGUACAACGAUCAGUCCUGGAGUCUGGUGUGUUCUCGGGCUCCGCUUUCUUUCUAUCACGACGACAUUAAGACCGAGCUCGGAGUUCCAUCAUCCUCCAGAAUAGGAGUGUAUGUGGAUCACAGUGCAGGAACUCUGUCCUUCUACAGCAUCUCUGACACGAUGAAGCUCCUCCACAGAGUCCACACCACAUUCACUCAGCCUCUAUACACCGGGUUUACUCUGUGGGCUCCUGACUCAGUUGUCAGGUUUUCUGAUCCACAAUAACGUAGAGUUUACAGUACUGUAAACAGUACACUAUACCAUACUGAGCACUACUGAGUUCUGGAUUCUGAUUGGUCAGGAGGCGUUGAUUAAUUCUCUAUAACAGCAGCUCUGACAGUAGCGCAGCCGCAAAUCAUUAGAUACUAACCAGCUGCUGCGACAUUAAACCCACUUAUUACACAAAGCAUGGACCGAAGAAACUAUUCAUCUCAUAAUUAAUCAAUAUUAUUGAUAUUAUAUUUAUUAUACAUUUAAUAUAAAUAAAGGAAUUGUUUAAAACGAAUUAGGUUUUUAUUGCAGCCCAGACAUGAUAAAUGUGGGCAGAGAUAGAUUUCUGUAUUUUAAUAGAACGUAUAACGCUGUCGUUCUCCAACGAGUUGGCUCACAAGUGCGAUUUGAAGGGUUCCGUUCUGUUUUUUCUUCUAUUUUCUUUGCUUUCCAUUUUCCCCGUUUCCUUUCUUUCCAUGAUGUGUAUGCAGUUAAAUCAUAUUUUUAAAUCCGAACACCAGAUAGGAUUGUAUAAUAGGCUAAUACACACUUGUUGUAGCCUUUUAACAUCAAUUCUGUAUCUUCACUAACAGAGAGACACAAGAGGAUUUACAGCAGGACUGUGUCUUACUGAAUGAUGUAAAU
Molecule: messenger RNA, 1185 nt
Organism: Ictalurus furcatus (blue catfish)
Lineage: Eukaryota; Metazoa; Chordata; Actinopteri; Siluriformes; Ictaluridae
Product: tripartite motif-containing protein 16-like protein
Exons: 1
Molecular function (GO): protein binding
Source: RefSeq, a predicted model, not a curated record